Gastrolobium bilobum is the source of this 2118-nucleotide messenger RNA. RefSeq lists its product as uncharacterized. Bases 1 to 2118 code for a protein of 705 amino acids. Lineage: Eukaryota; Viridiplantae; Streptophyta; Magnoliopsida; Fabales; Fabaceae. The record is from RefSeq and is a predicted model, not a curated record. The transcript has 3 exons.
AUGGAGCGUCGAAGUCUUUGGUCUGAUCUUGAUGAUCUGUGCCCCCUGAACAAUGAUCCUUGGAACAUUAUUGGGGACUUUAACACGGUAUUAGCAUCUGCAGAGAAGGUGGGGGGCAGUGAUAUUUGCUGGAGGAGUGUUCUAGAUUUCAAACAAUGUCUCCUUUCUUGUAUCCUCAGUGAUAUCGGUUUCAAGGGCCCCUCUUUUACUUGGAGGAGGGGUCAUCUCCAGGAGCGUCUCGACAGGUCGUGUGCCAAUGAGUCUUGGAACCUGGCUUGGCCCAAUAGCAUUCUUACUCAUUUGCCAUUUUUCUGCUCUGACCAUAGACCGAUGCUUCUGGUCAACAAGCCUCAGUCUUUGGUGCCUAGGCUUUCUAAGCCCUUUCGGUUUCUUGCGGGGGGUGGUUACUAUCGGAAGACUUUGGUAAUAUUGUUAGCAGUUGUUGGGAGGCAAAUGUCGGCUGGAACCAAACUAGGAGCACUUUUGAGCAUAAUGUUUCCGAUUGGCAUCGAUGAGCUAGUCUGGUACCAAAGGUCCAGAUGUAACUGGUUGAAGUAUGGGGAUAAAAAUACCAAGUUCUUCCAUGCAUCUACGAUUUCUAGGAGGCGUAUAAAUAAAAUCCUAGCUCUAAAAAAUAUUGAAGGGUGUUGGGUGAGUGACGCGGAGGAGCUUAUUAACCUAGCGACUUCUUAUUUCAUUAGCUUAUAUGCUGAGGACAUUGGUGUUAGACGGGCUUUCCCGUUAAGUAACAUGUUUCCUACGAUUGAGCCACACGUCAAUUUGUCUUUGAGCUUGGUUCCUGAUGACAUUGAGAUUAGAAGGGUGGUUUUCAGCAUGGGCAAGCUAAAGGCCCCGAGCUCGGACGGUAUUCAUGCACUUUUCUUGCAAACUCAGUGGAAAUCUGUCAGGGAUUCCAUUUGCACGCUUAUCAGAUCAUUUUUCUCGGAUCCGAACCGCAUUGAGGAGGUUAACCAAACCCUCAUUUGCUUUAUUCCAAAAACAGAAUGCCCUGACUCCAUUUCGAAUUUCCGUCUUAUUAGCUUGUGCAACGUUUCCUACAAGAUUCUUACCAAGUUGUUAGCUAAUCGCCUCAAAGAUUUUAUGCCUUCUUGGAUUUCCCCAAACCAGUGUAGCUUUAUCUCGGGUAGGCAUGGUUCUGAUAAUGUAAUUAUUGCCCAGGAAGUUGUUCAUUCAAUGAAGAAGAGGAAAUGUGCCAAGGGGUGGAUGGCCAUUAAGCUGGAUCUUGAGAAGGCUUACGAUCGCCUUAAUUGGCAGUUUAUUCAUGAUACUCUCAUUGAUUUGGGCCUUCCUGAUAUCCUGAUCAGGCUGAUUGAUAGUUGUGUCUCUUCCUCCACAAUGAACCUGCUCUGGAACGGCAAUACAACUGGUGACUUUAAACUUUCCAAAGGCAUUAGGCAAGGGGACCCCUUAUCUCCAUACCUUUUUGUUUUGUGUGUGGAAAGAGUAGGUCAUCUAAUUAAUUCAGCCUCACAAGCUGGCAGUUGGAAGCCGAUUGCUCUUGGCUCAAUUCCUGGAAUGCUCUCGCUAGCUGGUAGAGUCACUUUAGCCUCUUUGGUCUUGACGGCUCUUCCCACCUACUCCAUGCAAACUUCGGUGCUCCCUGCCUUAAUCUGCCAUGACUUGGAAAAACACACGAGAAGUUUUGUUUGGGGAUCUUCGGCUUCCCGUAGGAGGGUGCAUCUUGUUAAUUGGGAAAAGUUAUGCUCUCCCAAGGAGGAAGGGGGUCUGAAUCUGAGGUCCCUGUGUUCUUUCAACAAGGCCUUUGUGAUGAAACUUGGCCAUGGGUUACUAACCAACUCGGAUGCGUUAUGGGUUCAUGUGCUAAGGAACAAAUACGGGGUUGGUGAGGACCUCAUUACUUUCCUCUCAAUUAGAAGUAAUGUGUCGAAUUUGUGGAGGGGUAUUACAAAGUCUUGGGGGGAUAUUCAGGCCGGUUCUAGAAUCCUCAUCGGUGAUGGGAUUAAUACUAAGUUUUGGACUGAUCGAUGGCUUCCUAACUUAGCUUUGCUGGAAUCCAAGGCUUGUGCUCCCAUCCCCGACGACUUCAUGGAUUGGAAGGUGGCGGAUGCUUCUACUAAUUCGGGGUCUUGGGAUUAG